AUGGUACCCCGCGCCCCGCGCCCCGAGGCCGCUGUUGCUCAGACACUCGUGCUCAGUUGGGUCUUUGCCCAAGUGGCCGGCGCUGCAGGUGCUUCCAAUAUAGUGACAGCAUAUAAUUUAGCUUGGAAAUCAACAAAUUUCAAGACAAUUCUGGAGUGGGAACCCAAACCUGUCAAUCAUGUUUACACCGUUCAGAUAAGCACUAGAUUAGGAGAUUGGAAAAGCAAAUGCUUUCAAACAACUGACACUGAGUGCGACCUCACCGAUGAGAUUGUGAAGGAUGUUAAGCAGACGUACACAGCACGAGUUCUCUCCUACCCUGCAGGGAACGUGCAUACUGUCAGUUCUGAUGUGGAACCUCCUUUUACAAACUCCCCAGAGUUCACCCCCUACUUAGACACAAAUCUCGGCCAGCCAACAAUUCAGAGUUUUGAACAAGUUGGGACAAAACUGAAUGUGACAGUACAAGAUGCACGGACCUUAGUCAGAAUGAAUGGCACAUUCUUGAGCAUCCGGGAUGUUUUCGGCCAGGAUUUAAAUUAUACUAUUUAUUAUUGGAAAGCUUCAAGUACAGGAAAGAAAACAGCCAAGACAAACACAAAUGAGUUUUUGCUUGAUGUGGAUAAAGGAGAAGACUACUGCUUCAAUGUCCAGGCGGUGAUUCCAUCCCGAAAAGCAAAUCAGAAGAGUCCAGAAAGCCUCGUGGAGUGCUCCAGCCAAGGAAGGGGCAUUUUCAGAGAAUUGUCCAUCAUCAUUGGAGCAGUGGUGUUAGUGGUCAUCGUCAUCAUCAUAGUCCUGUUGAUCUCUCUAUACAAAUGCAGGAAGGCAAGCGCACCUCAAAGUGGAAAGGAGAACUCCCCUCUUAACGUUGCAUAA
Messenger RNA from Chrysochloris asiatica (Cape golden mole), 876 nucleotides. It is a transcript of the gene F3, whose product is annotated as coagulation factor III (thromboplastin, tissue factor). Lineage: Eukaryota; Metazoa; Chordata; Mammalia; Afrosoricida; Chrysochloridae. The record is from RefSeq and is a predicted model, not a curated record. The coding region runs from base 1 to 876 and encodes 291 amino acids. The transcript has 6 exons. Gene Ontology annotation, cellular component: membrane. Gene Ontology annotation, biological process: blood coagulation. Gene Ontology annotation, molecular function: protein binding.